Molecule: messenger RNA, 831 nt
Organism: Pieris macdunnoughi
Lineage: Eukaryota; Metazoa; Arthropoda; Insecta; Lepidoptera; Pieridae
Source: the annotation of a GenBank genome assembly
AUGGGAGGCGCGCUGCUGCUGGCGCUGCUAGCGGCGGCGCGGGCAAAUGAGACUAACCUCACCACCACCUCAUUUCCUGAUGAGGAGAAAGCUCCUCUUUUUCCCACUGACCUCUUCACCGAAGAGCAGCGACGUUCUGGAGCUGUCAUCUUCCACAUCAUUGGCAUGGGCUACAUGUUCGUUGCUCUGGCCAUAGUAUGCGACGAGUUUUUCGUGCCAGCGUUAGACGUGAUAAUUGAGAGGCUCGCGAUCCGCGACGAUGUCGCCGGUGCUACGUUCAUGGCAGCCGGAGGCUCCGCGCCCGAACUUUUCACCUCUAUCAUUGGAGUGUUCGUUUCUUUUGACGACGUCGGAAUCGGGACGAUUGUUGGAUCCGCGGUCUUUAAUAUUCUCUUUGUAAUUGGUGCUUGUGCGCUCUUUUCGCGCACUACACUUACCCUAACUUGGUGGCCGUUGUUCCGCGACUGCACCUUCUAUUCGAUCAGCCUCCUCGUGUUGAUAUACUGUUUCCGUGAUAAUGAAAUCUACUGGCAAGAAGCGUUGGUGCUUUUCUCGUUGUAUGGAGCGUACGUGUUAUUCAUGCGAUGGAACCAGCCGGUGGAGAAGGCGCUGAAGAAGCUGAUAUAUAAGAACAAGGUGACGAGGGUCAGGAGUACAGAUCAGCUGAUGCCCACGGUGAGCUCGCCCGCACAGCCCCGCAUGCACCUCCCAAUUGGUCCAAUAAUAGUUGUCAUGAACGUUCGAUACAAUUACAUGUUCAUGCGCUUUUAUUGUACUGUUGUAAUCCAAAUUAGGAAAAGAUUAGAGCCUGAAGAAGCCUUUCAUGUUUAG